Messenger RNA from Schistosoma turkestanicum, 1767 nucleotides. The record is from the annotation of a GenBank genome assembly. NCBI's taxonomy places the organism in Eukaryota, Metazoa, Platyhelminthes, Trematoda, Strigeidida, Schistosomatidae.
UUUUUGAAGCGGCAACAUUAAAAAUUUAAGGUCAUCAGGCCAACUGUUUGUUUUCGAGUCAUCUAAACUUAGCGAUGAAUGCCCUGGAAAUUAGGGAUGAACCAGAUUGGGAAACAGUUCAUGAUUCGAUUUACAAAUUAUUAUGUAGUAUUCAUACAACUGAAGAGAUUAAACGCUCUAUUGAAAAUCUAUUCGAAGAGUUUUUACAUACAAAAUCAAACAAUUCAAUAUAUGAAUACUUUCAAAGGCAAUAUUUAACUCUAAUGGAAAUAAAUCCAUACCAGCGAUAUUCUAUUAUACAAUUUGUUGUUUUAUUAGAUUUAAACUUCAUAUCUGAACGCAUUUUAAUCACUUUAUCUAACAGUAAUUUGGAUUGUGUAAAUUGGUCUCAUAUUCUUAAAUUGAUAUCUGUUAUGAGUACAUGUAUCAAAGGAGGUGUAACCACUGUUAAAUUUAUUAUUCAUCAACUUUUAUUAUUAUUAUUUCACUCAAGUAUCAAUCACGCUAACAAUAAACAGAUUGAUUUGGAUAAUUUACACUUAUUAGAUGAUUUAUUCAUGCCUACAACUCAAUCCGUUUUAUCAGCAAUCGAUAAACACGAUCAACAAUUGUUAAUAGCAAUUCUACUCAUCGCGCGUCAAUUAUGCUCAGAAGAUUAUCGAUUAACUGGGAUAAAUUAUAAACAAUGGUGGUUAGAAACAUUUUGUACACCGUUUUCAUCAUCAACAUCGACAAUACGUAACACUGAUCAACACCACCAAUCUCAUAAUUCUUCUUCUGCACCUUUUGUACAAAAUAUCAUAUCAUCACGUUGUACUGUGGUGUAUUUUUGUAAUUUACUCAUUGAUUUGUUGCCUUUUGAAAGAAAUGUGAAAUUUUUACAAAUUCAACUGAAUACACAACCGAAUUGGUUUAGUCUAAUGAAAAAAUCAACCAAUAAUCGAAUAAAAACGCAUAUCAAUGAAAUUCAUAUUAAAGCUACUGAAGACGAAAUACUUGAAAUGGAUUUAGACUAUACAAACAAUAUCAUCCAUGAUGACAAUGAUAACAAGAAUAAUAAUCAUGACAAUCUUGAGAUGUACAUCGAAUCUUGCAUCAGUCGAUGGAAUGAUUAUUGUGAAAUUGCACAAGGACGAUUAGCUGAAUUAAGAGAACACUGUUGUACAACAAAAGUUAUGCUGAUAGAUAAAAGUGCCUCUGAUUAUGAUAAUACUUGUACUACUCCAGGUUGGAGUGAUGUUCUCAGCUGGUUAAAUGAAAUCGCAAUACAAAAUAGUGUUCGCAGUGGUAAUGAUGACAUUGAUAAAUGUCGUUUACCGUCAGAAUGGAAUGAAGUAAAUCUAUUUCGUCCACGUUGGCUUCGAUCUACACUGAUUCCAGCUUUAAUGAAUGCUCCGGAAAUUGAACAUUUAUCAACAGAAUUAAAAUGUGCCCGUGAACAAUUAUUACAAGGAAUACGUUCCGCUGGUCUAUCACACUUAAUAAAUCACACCGAAGUGAAACUUACUAACAUGAAGUCAAUGAAAAGAACAGCAACAGGAACCAAGAAACAAUCAACCUCCUCUUCUUCAUUCAAAUCAAAACAACACAAAGUGUUGAAUAAGACAAAUUCGAAAAUUAAACAAACAAAAAUUGACGAGAAUACAAUUACAUAAUUAUGCUAUUUGAAUUGUCAAUUGCAGCUCCAGGUGCUAAUGUGGUAUGGCAACUGUUGCUCAUUUACGUACAUAGUAACUGACAAUAACUUUAACUGAUAGAAUAUACCUG